Molecule: messenger RNA, 8804 nt
Organism: Nerophis ophidion (straightnose pipefish)
Lineage: Eukaryota; Metazoa; Chordata; Actinopteri; Syngnathiformes; Syngnathidae
Product: SEC14-like protein 1
Exons: 18
Coding region: 348-2594 (748 amino acids)
Biological process (GO): negative regulation of RIG-I signaling pathway
Cellular component (GO): cytosol; cytoplasm
Molecular function (GO): RIG-I binding
Source: RefSeq, a predicted model, not a curated record
GGCUGAGAAAGGAGGAGGAGACUGGAAGUGGAAAACCGACAUUGGUCCUCCUCUCAUCUUCACUUUCCACCGUCCAAGCGGCUUUUAACCGACCGCAGUCAGUCAGACACUCCGCGUGUCAUUUACACCCGGCCCGCUCCCGUCGGAAUAAUAUUUAACCUCCGGUUAACUGCGAGCUCCUCUAAGCGGCGACAUGGCUGGCUAGCACGGCGAGGCUCCAGCUCGUCUCCCGGACCUCGGACAAGAAUGGCAACUUAACUCUGAUAACGACGACCCACAUCCCACCCGACGAGCCCCGUCUCUAAAGAAUACCCGCUUACGCAACUGUUUCGGACAGGCCCUGGAGCAUGACGGUGGUUAAUGUCACUGUAGUUCCAAACAUGGUGCAGAAAUACCAGUCGCCUGUGCGGGUGUACAAGUACCCCUUUGAGCUGGUGAUGUCGGCCUAUGAGCGCCGGUUCCCUACGUGUCACCUCAUCCCCAUGUUCGUGGCGAGUGACGUGGUCGAUGAGGAGACGAGUGAGGACCAAUCCACUCAACGGGUUGAGCGACGCUGUGCACUAGACGUCGACGCUCCACGCCUUCUCAAACGGAUUGCUGGUGUGGACUAUGUGUACUUUAUCCAGAAAAACACACUUAACCGAAAGGAGCGGACACUACACAUAGAAUCACAUAACGAGACCUUCUCCAAUAGGGUCAUCAUCCAUGAGAUCUGCUGCUAUUCGGUCCACCCUGAGAAUGAAGACUGGACAUGCUUUGAGCAGUCAGCCAGUCUGGACAUCAAGUCCUUCUUCGGCUUCGAGAGCACCGUGGAAAAGAUUGCCAUGAAGCAGUACGCAAGCAGCAUCAAAAAGGGAAAAGAAAUCAUCGAGUACUAUCUGAAAGAGCUAGAGGACGAGGGGAUUACUCACGUCCCCCGAUGGAAUCCCACCUCACUUCCCGUGCCACCCAUCAGACCAACCAGUCUCCCUGCUAACCUGUCUGUUGACUCUAAACUCCCCGUAACACCGGCGGCUGCCAUCCCGCUGCCUGUUGAUGCCACGGACAGUGCCUCCCAGACUGCCAAGCAGGACAGUGUUGCCCUGCAGGCAGACAGUUUAACUGAGAUUCUGGCCGGUACACCGGAAGACAAACUAGAUGCGGACUAUAUCAAACGGUACCUUGGUGAUCUGACGCCCCUGCAAGAGAGCUGUCUCAUCAGACUUCGAAAAUGGCUACAAGAAACUCACAAGGGAAAGAUUCCCAAAGAUGAACAUAUCCUGCGAUUCUUGCGGGCUAGAGAUUUCAACAUUGACAAGGCCCGGGAAAUUCUGUGCCAGUCGCUGACCUGGAGGAAGCAGCAUCAAGUGGACUAUCUUCUUGAGACCUGGAGUUCACCACAGGUCCUACAGGACUUUUACACUGGGGGCUGGCACCACCAUGAUAGAGAUGGUCGUCCUUUGUACAUCCUGAGACUUGGCCAGAUGGACACCAAAGGACUGGUCCGAGCUCUUGGAGAAGAAUCCCUACUCCGACAUGUGCUAUCUAUCAAUGAGGAAGGUCUGAGACGCUGUGAAGAGAACACAAAGGUGUUUGGUCGACCCAUAAGCUGUUGGACAUGUCUUGUGGAUCUGGAGGGUUUAAAUAUGCGUCACCUGUGGCGACCAGGAGUCAAGGCGCUGUUGAGGAUUAUCGAGGUUGUGGAAGCCAACUAUCCAGAGACGCUGGGACGGCUGCUUAUUUUGAGAGCUCCCAGAGUCUUCCCGGUUCUCUGGACUUUGGUCAGUCCAUUUAUUGAUGAAAACACCCGCAAAAAGUUCCUUAUCUAUGCUGGAAACGACUACCAGGGCCCCGGUGGACUGGUAGACUACAUAGACAAAGAGAUUAUCCCUGACUUCCUGGGAGGCGAGUGCAUGUGUGAAGUACCCGAAGGUGGCUUGGUCCCCAAAUCUAUGUACCGCACUGCAGAAGAACUCGAAAACGAAGAGGUUCGUCUCUGGACUGAAACGAUCUACCAAAGUGCCAGCAUCUUCAAAGGAGCUCCGCAUGAGCUUUUGAUUCAGAUUAUUGACGCCUCCUCUGUCGUCACCUGGGACUUCGACGUCUGCAAAGGCGAUGUCGUCUUCAACAUCUACCACUCCAAGCGGGCGCCUCAGCCACCCCGCAAGGACCCACUGGGAACUCAUGGCAUCACCUCCCCCGGCGGCAACAAUGUGCAGCUUAUUGACAAGUCCUGGACGCUGGGGCAAGAUUACAGCAGGGUGGAGUCUCCUCUAACCUGCAAGGAAGGAGAAAGUGUGCAGGGCUCCCAUAUUACACGUUGGCCAGGGUUCUACAUCCUCCAGUGGAAGUUCCACAACAUGCCUGCGUGCUCGGCCACCAAUCUGCCUCGGGUGGAUGACGUUCUGGCAACCCUGCAGGUCUCUUCGCAUAAGUGUAAAGUCAUGUACUACACUGAGGUGUUGGGCUCAGAGGACUUCAGAACUGCUUGCUGUGACGUGCAGAGUUUGGGUUCCAUGACCAGCCUGGAGUCCAGCCACAGCGGCUUCUCCCAGCUCAGCGCCGCCACCACGUCAUCCAACCAAUCCCAGGCCAGCUCCAUGAUCUCCAGGUAGACGUGGAAAGCACUGUCCCGCACCGUGGCAAACUCCAACCCUCACCCCCUGCACACCCUUUUUUAAACUUUGCACCAUGGACAACAGAAAAAGGCAAAAAGAAAGUGAACACUCUUUAAAGGGCUGAUUUUUUUUUUUUUUUCGUACAAAGGUCGUACCAUUUCAAUUGCGAUUGAGUUUGAUCGGCCCCUCUUCAAGGGUGUAAAGUCUCCCGGAGGCUUAAAAGAAGCAAUAUUAUCCCGGAAAGUGUAAGGUCCCGAUGGGCGGACACACUGGAGGCGCUGUUACAUACGUUAAAUGCAUUUAUUUUGACAUUCCUCAAUACUGCAAGGCAAUAACCAGAUGGCGGAGACGUCACUGUAGCAGUUUGGAUGGUCUGUUACACAAAAAAAUGCCUCAAUAUUUAAUGUGUUACCAAGCCCAUGGAUAUAAUGUGAAUGCACCUCGAUGGACGUACUACAUUCAAAAAUAAUGGACUUGGUUAGAUAUUGGCUGGGAAAAAAAUAAAAAAAUACCGCGCCACCUUUGAUGCCUGGUUAGCUGCCUGGCAUCUACGUGAGGGUCUUACCCCCCACCAUCCCAUUGAGGGCGCUGCAGACCCCGUAACAUAAACCGCAUACUUGACCAGGGUUCCGCUAUUGACGAGCAAUAACAUGACUUUCUACAGUGUGAAAUAUUUGUAUUCAUCAUGAGCCUUUUACACCUGCUGUUGCCAUGGCAACCGCUCCGCAACAGUCAAUGCCGCUGAUUUUUUUUUGGGGGGGGGGGACUGAAGAGAAUUCAAACCACAAUGUGAGAAAAUAAGCGAACACUCCCGAGACCAGCGUAUGUCAUGAUGAAUUGUAUUUAGACAAAAAAGUUGAACAGCUAACACUAGUAGUAAAGAUAUAUGUAAUAUUUUCUAAUCCGCAUAACUUCCUCACAAACUUUGUACAUGCACACAAAAAAUAUUUAUUCUGGACAUUUCUUAUCUUCUAAAACAGGGGUAGGGAACCUAUGGCUCUAGAGCCAGAUGUGGCUCUUUUGAUGACUGCAUCUGGCUCUCAGAUAAAUUGCUUAACACGAUAAGUAAUGAAUAAUUCCACUUGUAAUCACAAUGUUAAAAAUAACGUUCAAAAUAUAAAACAUUCUCAUGCUUUUUUAUGUUCAAAAAGUUGCAUUAUGGUAAGAAGUAAUUUAUUUAUUAUUGGUUAGUGUGGCGCUUGCCCUCCUAGGGGUUCUUCAGACCACCAAGAGCCUGUUUUAGGGUUACAAUAUUGUUUUCUUUUCUUUUUCUCUCAGUUGGUUUCCAGCAAUUGUCUUUUUCUCUUUCAUCCUCACUCGCGCUCUGGCUCCAGCCCCAACCCUGUCUCUCCUCCUGGCUGCUGCCUAUAACAAAGUGACAGGUGAUUAGAUAAUAAAACCCAGGUGGGCCAUCUACGCACCUGUCGCUGAUAUCGAGGCUGGUCCUGGCAACAUCCUGCUUUGCUGCAGGCCUGCAGGCCACGCCCCUUCCACAGUUAGCUUCAGAAUAACAAUAUUAUUACAAAGAAUAAGAGACCUACUAUACUCCGGAAAUGUUGGUCUUACUUAGAAAUGCACACGCUUAGUUGUGUUCAGUGUUAAAAAAAAUAUUAUAUGGCUCUUAGGAAAAUACAUUUUAAAAUAUUUGGCUUCUUGGCUCUCUCAGCCAAAAAGGUUACCGACCCCUGUUCUAAGAGGUUAAGACAAAUUAUCAGCGUGUCCAGGAAGAAACUGUCCAAGCACACAGAAAUAUUUAUUUUGGACGCGCAUACUUGCCAACCCUCCCAAUUUUCCCGGGAGUUCUCCCGAAUACCAGUGCCCCUCCCGAAAAUAUCCCAGGGCAACCAUUCUGCGGACUUUCUCCCGAUUUCCACCUGAACAACAAUAUUGGGGGCCUGCCUUUGAAGCAGGGGUCUCAGACGUUAUUUUGCGGCCUUCACCUUAUAAUGAAAGAUUCCAGAAAACACAGAGUGAGAUGUUCUACCUCUUGUGCGAAACACAAAUGCAUAAAAUGACUUAACACAUGAAAUGACGAGUAAAACAUUUACAAACACAACAACCAACUUCUAAAACAUUCAAACCGACUCCAAAACACAUAAAAUGACUCCGAAGAGAUGCACAGUGAAAUCUAAAACGUAAAUUACUCCUAGAACACAUAACAAGACUCCUAAAACACGUAAAAAACUCAUAAAACACGGAAAAAUACUCCUAAAAACAUGUAAAAAGACUCCUAAAAAAAUUUUAAAAACAGAUCCUAAAACACGUAAAAAAAACCUCAUAAAACACAUAAAUAUAGUCCUAAAAACAUGUAAAAAGACUCCUAAAACAAAUUUGCUGUUUGCAUCCUUUGUGAGCACAUACACUUGGUGGCCUUGUAGGUGAACAGUGAACGUGAAUGGAAGACCUGAAGGAUAAAAUAAUUUACGGGUGCGCAUCAUCAGUAGUGUUCCUCUGGGUCACCGGGUGUUUCGGCCUUUAGCACUACAGAGGCGGCCAGCUACAGGAUGAUCAGACCUGAGCUUGCGACCCAAGUCCAAUUAGCCAUGAUAGUCACCUUGUUGGCAGACAUAUCAGGGGACUAUGCAUGGCAGGGGCGUCCGGUUCCCUGAGUCCGAUUUUGUUCUGCCUGACCGCAUACCUCCUGAUGCACUAGUUGGGGGCCCAAUUGGGGUCAUUCCUCUUCAGCCAGAGCCACCGGCUACUGGGGCGGUAUAGCUCGGUUGGUAGAGCGGCCGUGCCAGCAACUUGAGGGUUGCAGGUUCGAUCCCCGUUUCCGCAUUCCUAGUCAAUGCCGUUGUGUCCUUGGGCAAGACACUUUACCCACCUGCUCCCAGUGCCACCCACACUGGUUUAAUUGUAACUUAGAUAUUGGGUUUCACUAUGUAAAGUGCUUUGAGUCACUUGAGGAAAAAGUGCUAUAUAAAUAUAAUUCACUUCACUUCACUUCACAAAGCCUCUGCACCCAACCUCCACAGGGCGGACUUCAGUAUUCCAGCCACAAUUUUUAGCUUCCGCGGCCAGCUCGGAAUACCGCAAAUGUUUCCUCUCAUAUGCCUCCUACAUGGAUUCCUCCCAGGGUACAGUGAGCUCAACAAUGAAGGCCUUUUUGUGGGAAGGGGACCAGAGCACUAGGUCAGGCCUCAAAGUGGUAGUGGCGAUCUCGGUGGGGAAAAUCAGCUGUUUGCCAACAUCUGCCAGCAUCUUCCAGUCGCGUGCUGGACUCAGCUGAUUUCUCUCUGACGGGUUAACGUUGUGCAAGUAUUACAUUUUCAUAUUAGUGCGGCCUGAGAGUUUUAUAUGAAUGGCGCUUGACAGCGUUGUGUACUAAAUGGCUCUUUCCACAUUCUGGGUUGCCUACCCCUGCCUUAGUGGAAAAGCGGCAAACGAGUGAAAGCGACAGAGACGUCGCCAUGGAGACGAGGGUUUUCUUACGUGCCUGGCUGCAGUCCCACGGCGACACCUGUCCGUCAGUAAUAACAGUCCCCGAUAACCUGGACCAAUUCAAAACGUUAUUUGUUUUUUUAUUGUUUAAUUUGCAUUGCCUCAGACGAUGAAAACAACAUAUAUUUCUAUAUGACGCCGGAUAACACUACGGGAGCCAUUGGUUUUUUGCGCUCGCUAUCCAGGUACUUUCCCGGCUAUUAUCCGCUGACCGCCUUGUUGCUGUAGGGAGGAAAAGCGGAACAACACACAUUGCAGAAGUAACAUUAUUCUCCGUGCGUGGGGUAAAUACAAAUAUAUUCCACAACCCCAAACAUGUCUUUUUCAAAGCCUGCAGUGAAGAGAAGGGUUAGUGAUGAGCAAAGACAAUUCCAAAAAAAGUGGGAGAUGCAAUAUUUAAUUGUUGAGUACAUCGGCACCCCGACGUGUCUUAUUUGCAGAGAAAGUUGUGUUGCAUAAGGAAUACGUCAUUAUACAACUAAACAUGCUGAGGAGUAUCCCACAUUUUUUAAAAGAAAUCUUUUCUUACGGCCAAGCCUCACCCAGACUCUGCAUCCAGUGGCCCCCAGGUAAAGUGAAUUUGAGACCCCUGCUUUAAAGGCACUGCCUCUCUCACCUGAAACCUUCACCACUUAACAGCCGCGUGCUGUCCAGGCGCCCGCUUUUCCCCCAUAUAAACAGUCACAUAAUAAUGUAGCGUUGCACGGGUUUAACAAUGGUCUUUACUCAAAGAUGUCAAGAAAUGCUGACACAAUGUAUGAUAUUUUAACUGGUUUAAUGAUAACGUUAAUUUCAAGCACACACACACACAAGUCAAUGCAAGGCAUACUUGGUCAACAGUAGGGGUGUAACGGUAGACAACAGUUUUGGUUCGGUACGUACCUCGGUUUACAGGUCACGGUUUGGUUCAUUUUCGGUACAGUAAGAAAACAACAAAAUAUAAAUUUUUGGGUUAUUUAUUUACCAAAUUUGGAAACAAUGGCUUUAUCCUUUUAACAUUGGGAACACUAUAAUAGUUAUGCCCACGUUAAUCCACAUUAAACUGCCUCAAGUUGUUGCUUUGAUUAAAUAAAACAACAAAACCUUUCUUCUACAUAUAAAAAGUGCAACAUUAAACAGCUUCAAGUCAACUCAUCAUGCUUAAUUUAUUACAGCAUUUGAGAAGCAUGUAGUUGGCUUUUAUUAUGUAAAUGUUAUAUUUGUAUCAACAUGUGAUAGCAGGGACCCUGCCAUUCAAACUAGGCUGCUACAAUACUAAUGAUUAAUGUAACUAUAGCUGAGAAAAUAGUACAACAUCAAUAGGAGAGACUAUUCAUACCUAAACACCAUGGAGUUCAAUGAAAUAACAGACAGACAGGGCUUUGCUGCCCCUAACGCACACACACACACAGCAAAAUGAGCUAACGUUACGCUAAAAGCUAACUAGCCUUCACCUCAAGCCAGAACUGCGAGCGAGCUGAGCUGCAGUUUAAGUUUCUAGAAAGUCAACGGGCUCAUAGUGAUGUUUAGAAAGUAGUUGACUUGGAAGUGUUAUUAUUAUUUGGGGAGAAUCCGCUGCUCCCCUGCUAAACUCAUAUCCGCUCGACGCUGAAGCAUUGACAACAUGCGUAUUGAAUACGCACUGCUGAUUGGCUUUGUAUGUAACCAAUCAGAUGGUUGUGUGGGCGGGACAAUGCUUGCUGCUGAGACAGAGGCAGAAAGCAGAGCAGCUUGUGAAGACUUACAAACCCGUUCGGUACGCCCGCGUGCCGAACCGAAACCCCCGUACUGAAACGAUUCAAUACAAAUACACAUACCGUUACACCCCUAGUCAACAGCCAUAUAAACAACUUUAACACUCUUACAAAUAUGCGCCACACUGUGAACCCACACCAAACGAGAAUGACAAACACAUUUCAGGAGAACAUCCGUCCUGUAACACAACAUAAACGCAACAGAAUAAAUACCCCUUGCAGCACUAACUCUUCGAUAACAUAUAUGGCUUUCGGAGCUCAGUGCACAACUGCACACACAACAAGGAGGAGACGAAGCAGAAGAACGAAGAAGAAAUACGGCGACGACGAGUAAGAAGAAGUAUGCUUGCAAGUUCCAAAAUGAUUGGAAAAAAUAAUUUAAUUUCAUCCACGACAGCUCGAAGGGGAAGGGGUAUGCUGUCUGAACCUCAACCACGCCCCCCCACCCCUUCAACCACACCCCCAACACCCCCCCUCCCCCAUCUUCCGAAUUCGGAGGUCUCAAGGUUGGCAAGUAUGUGGACACAUCUUCUUUUUAAGAGGUUGAAGGGCAACUGCACUUUUAAGCAGUUGAGCAAAAUAUCUUAAUUUGGGUAUUUAUUUUUCAAGUACUUUUUUGUGUGCAUGAAGAGUGGAAAUGUUUAUUAUAACGCGUGUCAUUUAAAAGUGUGCUAGUAGAAAACACAGUGUUGCCACUGUGCUAGUUAUGUUUGGGGGUUUUGACGUACUUGAUGGGGAGGCUUGGUGUUUGGGUUCAUAACGGCUAUUUGUUAAUUACCAGUCAUUUGUCAAUAAACACCAUGUUAGCCUUUGUAGGACUUAUAGAUACAUAGCUGCUCCUUACAAUUGAACCCAUAAGAACCCCUAUGCGUGCCCUCAAAUGGUUCCCGUACAGCUUUGUUCUUGACUUGGAACUCCUGAAGAACCGAAGAGACCCGUAGGAACCACUUUGGAGUGGUUGUCAUGUGACUUACCCAGGAUGUGGCUUACCCAAAAUGGCAGUGUUGUCAGGUUAUUUCCAAAUGGUUAUUUU